Molecule: messenger RNA, 6885 nt
Organism: Symbiodinium sp. CCMP2592
Lineage: Eukaryota; Dinophyceae; Suessiales; Symbiodiniaceae
Source: the annotation of a GenBank genome assembly
AUGUCCGAGGAGCGCCUCCCGGACACUGCUAGUCGCGACCCGCUGGGCCAGGGUCCGGGGCGUACCCGUGUGACUUCUCUUGGAUGUCAAUUUUCUGCCCUCCGGGGUUCAGGCGAUGGGUGCUUUUCUCAGGAGGAGGAAUUUACAUCAGGAGGUGAGGGGGCCGCUGGCCAUGGGCCCCGGAGGGCCCGAUGUGCCGUGACUUGCAGCGUUGAUACCUCUUGUGGCAAUCAAGCCGAAUCGCCCGGAGCCUUUGCAACCUCCAAUCUAGUGACUCAGGAUGUGCGCCCUGCUGGCAGCACUCCUGCUCUGCUUUCAUCAGAGGUGUCCCCGCAACAUCCGGAUGUCUCUGCAGAUCCAACUGGGCGGGACUCACGUCAGGUCUGUAGUGAGCCUCUUGUGUCUUCUGCCCCAGCCUUGCAUCACAAACCACAUGAUCCCAAAGUUGAUUGGAACCUCAUAGGAAGCUUGCUUGUGUCAGGUGCCAGGACGGAUUUUGCCAGAGUUGAAAAGCAGCUUCUUGAUGCAGUUGAGAUCAUUGAGGAUAAUUUUGAUGAGACCUCCUUGGAAUGGUGGGCAGGAAAACAACAGGGAGUCCGCGGCGGAUUGGUCACCAUCUCGGCGUCACAUUACAAUGUUUUCCAGUCUUUUGAGUUCCUGGCUGAAGGCUGUGGUUUUCUUGUUGAUCAGUUUCGCUUGAAAGGGUGGACUUUGGCUGUCAUCAACCUCUACCUGCAGUCUGGUUGCUCUUUGCAGGCCGAGCCCAAUUGCACCAUCGUUGCAACUUUGCUUGCCACGGUCCGGAGUCUAGCAGUGCCGUGGAUUGUUAUGGGUGAUUUUAAUUUGCCGAUUGAGGAAAUGCAGGCCACCUCCAUCCCAACCGAGGCUAGAGGCUUGUUGUUGUCCCCAGGCGGACCAACGACUGACCAUGGUGCCUGCCUUGACUAUGCCUUGAUUUGCCAUUCCUUAUCGGGUUGUUUUAAGCCGAGCCUUGACUGGGCAGCACCUUUUCGCCCACAUGCUCUUGUUGAAUUUUCGCUGGCAGCUGAUUGCACCACUGCUGUUCCGCAGCUGCCCCGCUUCAGACAACUUGAAGUUGCACACCAACCUUUCAGCCAGUCUGCCUCCCGAUGUCAGGUCGUGUGGGAGGGCAGCCAGCAAAUUUCUGAGAUCACUAGUGUGUUCGCGAGCUGGUCCCGAGAUGCAGCCGCGUCUUGUGGGAAUUUAGAUGGCUUUCCGGGCAGUUCUUUUGUGAUUCAGGUCAAGCCGCUGGUGGCUCCGUCUGCCCCACACCGACUGUGGAAAGGGCAUGCUGAAUCCUUCUGGGAUCGCAUCGUUGCGUGGUCCAAACAUUUUCGGGCCCUCCAGAGCAAGCCUUUAACACACCCGGAGGAUUUCUUAGCUCAGGCUGACACUCAUUGGGCUGAUGUUGGCAACAUGCCCCUUCACCAAUGGAAGGCCCAAGCCUUUGGCAUGCUCAAUGGGUGUGAACCGGAUGACGCCUGGGUUGCGGCCACGUCUCGCCAGCAGCGCCAUGCUCGAAAGUUGCAUCUUUCUGACAAAAGUGCGGAUUAUCAGUCUUGGCUUCAAUCCUCCAUGAAAGCUGGCAUGCGGCCCCUCUUCAGAGCACUCAGCAAUCCAGAAGCCAAGGUCGAGAGGCCCUUUCUUGAUAGUCCGUUGGAAUUUCGGCCUUUCCUUAGGCUGGAGUUCUGGAGUAAACUGUGGAAGGCGCAACCGUCGCCUUUACCGGAGCUCGAUUCAAAGCUUCAGCACGUGGCCCGGGAACACGCGGCACAGCUUCCACCCUUGAGCCUUGAGCAAAUCAAGCAAAGGAUCCGCAAGCUCAGCAACAAAGCUGGGGGAGCCGAUGGUUGGAGUUACGCACAGUUCAAGGUUCUGCCGGAUGAGGCGCUAGCCCUGCUUCAUAAUUUUCCGCCGCUUUGUGCCGACACCGCCCUGAAAGUUUACAGAGGAGCCAGAUACAUCAUUUCGGACAGUGUUGUCUCGCCCAGAUGCUUCGGGGCAUCCGGCCUCAUGGCCGGAUGCCCCUAUGCGCCAGCAAUUGCAAAACUGGCACUGUUUCCGAGCCUUUCCUCAUUGCACAAGAGCAAGCUGGCUGACAAUAUCACGGCUUGGUUGGACGAUGUCAGUGUCGAUACUGAAGGCGCUCAAGCAGAGAAGACGGCACACCGUGCUGCUCAAUCCUACAACUUGUUGAAGCAUGCCUUGCAGCGGGAUGGACUCCACAUGUCCAUCGCAAAAACGAUUACAGUUGCAAAGGCUCGUCAAGCAAAGGGCCAGGCCAGAGCAGGACGUCAGCGAACGCUCAAAGUUCCCUCCUUGUCCCACAAGUGGAGGCUGUACAAAGGAGGUAUUUUCGCCUCUGCUGCAUGGGGCCAUCAAGCUCAGGGAAUUUCUCCGAAGCGAUUGAAAUGGUUGCGAGGGUGUGCUGCGCAGCAGCUGCAGCGACACAAACUUGGCAGCCUUGAUCUGCUUUUCGAUUUGCACUGCAAGUUUGAGGACCCUCUCAUCACCAUCUUGACACAACACUUUGCCACGAUUACUAAGGUUUUUCUUCGAUGGCCAGGGACCCUGUGGGGACAGCUCAAAACUUCCUGGAGCAGCACGUGGAGCCGACUCAAGGCUUCACCCCAUCCGUGGAAAUGCGUCUCUGGACCGAUGGUGGCCGCACAGGCCUAUCUGAUGCAACUUGAGAUCGAUGGGCAAAGUCUUGAGCAUUGGACUUGGGAUGAUGAGGAUUUCACCUGCGAUUGGAAGGAACCUGGCAUGCCCGUGUUGCUGCCUUUGUGGAUGACCCUCUCCUUGCUGAAGGUGUCGAUUGGGCCAGCCAUAGGGCCAGAAUCCGACGUGAAGCCAAAGCCAAACGCACCACGAAGUGGCUACAUGCUUUGUGGCAAGGAGCAGUGCUUCAUAACCAAAAUGGAGGCACUCAGCAAUGCCCGCUAUGCCAUUGUGAUGCCUCGUGGUCGCAUGUGCUCCUUGAGUGCAGAUACUGGUCUGGGCGCCACCGCGAUCCACCUGAGCAUUGGGCUGAGCUCAAGCAAAAGUCUAUGGGCGACUACCAGCAAGCUUAGUGCAUCGACUUAUGUGUUCAGCACAGACGCCUCUGGCGGGCCGGAUAGUGUUGACACCCGCCUGCGCAUCGUUGCCUUUGCCCUGCUGGCCCUUCAAAAGGAGGGUGACGAGCUCACCUGCGUUGCCUCCAUCACCGGGUUUCUUCCCGUCGGAUCGUCGGUUGCAGAAGGCGAAACACAUGCGCUGCAGCUCCUCGCUGAGAAUGUCGACGGUUUUGCUGAUGUCACCUGUGACUGUCAAACGGCCAUUAAGAAAUCCCAGAGACUUGAUAAUCUUGAUUGUCAUUGGGUUCGGUCACACCAGUCAGCUGCUGCUUUUGAAAAGGAGUUUGGGGCAGACCAGCUAUGGCGCAUGAAGGCCAAUUCUUUAGCUGAUGAUAAGUGUGGUAAGCUGGCUGCAACCCUUGUUGAUAUCAACUUUAAAAAUGAUGUGCAGGAGUUGGACCGUCUUGCUCAGCAGAUCUCGACCUUUCUUGCUGAACGUGUGGAGCUUUUGUUGACUUCCAAAAAAGUUGAAGCCGACACCAGCCGUUCCAUUGCGGAGUCCUUUAAAGCCAAGGAGCAGGAGGUCGUAGGCUGGCUGUCCAGCAAGGGUUGGGGCGGGGUUGAGCUUGCUCGCCAUGACUUGGGGAAAAAACGGAAUCAAGAGGGCAACCUCUCCAAAGCCGUCACGACACUUUGGCAGAAGUUUCCCCCAGAGGUCCAGAAGGAACUGAGCGAGGCAGGUUUCCAAGCAGGCCGGCAGCCGAGUCCGCCUCCAGGCCUCCAGUCUGGAAAAGGCAACGGGGCAAAGGGUGGGCUUGACGAGCAGGCCGAAGCCUCUAAGAACCUGUGGGAUUCUGCGUCUGAUGAUCAGAAGAAGCUGAUGCGCCAAGCUGGCAUCCCUGAGCCGGUUGCGUCGGAGCCAACAGACCUUGCGGCCCUUUGCAAGAAGCACUUGGAGUCAAUGCCGCCCUCGAUCCAGCAAGCCCUUGCAGCACUUGAUCCUCCGGCCCCCACGCAGACUCAGCAGAUUGAGAUUGCAACUCGUCGCUUUAAGCAGAGCACUACGGACUUGCGACUGAUGAUCCAGCAAACUGCUGCCUUACAGAUUCGCAUAGACCGCGCCAAAGCAACCUACCAGGAGCUGCUUGAGAAGAUGAAGGUUUGCCAAUCUGAUUUGCAGAGCAAACAAGCUGAAGUCACGGCUAUGCAGUCGGAGUUGGAAGCCACACUCCGUGCUGAUGCUUCGGGUCUGGAGGACCCCGCGCGCAAGGACGAUCCCUUGGAAGGGCUUCUAGAUACGCUUGCCAAAGUUGGAAUUGUCCUGACCCAGGAGCAGAAGGAGCUUUACGAGGAGGCCCAGCGCGGCAAGCUUAAUGAUGGGCAGCAGAAUAUGGAAGUUGAAGCCACAAACCAGCCUGGUUUGACGGCUCCGACCCGUGCCCCGCUGAGCCAAACUCUGCCAGAACACAAGGGCACUGUCCCUGUGACCGGUGCUUCUCCAAUCUCUGCUUUUGUGGCCACAACCUCAGCAACGGCAUCUCAAGUUGAGGAGUUUCCUCGCUUACAGGCGUCGGGGAGCCAUGCCGAGGUGCCACCUUUGGCAAGCCCACACAGCCAGUGGCGAAAACUCGAAGGCCAGGUGUGGGAGGCUGUCCAGAACCCAGAUCUGUUGGGAGCAACUUCAGAGGUUGUCGGCCACCUUCUUGAUCAGGUUGAGCAGGGCAGCUUAGGUUGGUGGCUGUGCCAGGAGAUCUUGGCCCUCCAACGUUCUUUUGACUUGACUUUGCUCUUGCUUGUUGCUCGGGGCUUUGAAGUUUUGUGCAAAUCGCAGCCACAGGGGCACAGGCAAAUGCGAGUCACAUCUUGCAACAUUACUUCUUGGAGACCAGAAGUCAAGCAAUGGUUUUCAGCUCAAGGGGAUGUUAUCUUGAUUCAGGAGCACCAUCUUUUGGAGUCCCAAGUUGUUGCUGAAAUCUCGUCUAUGGCUGCCAUGGGCUUCGACUCCUUCCUUUUGCCCGCAGCCCCUGGGGAAGGCCGACGGAAUAGCUCUAGAGGCGGAGUUGGGGUUUUAGUUAGAGCCCACCUGGGAGCCCGUUUGCGAGGUCAGUAUACCAACCAAGGUUGUGGCUACGUGGCGGUGACGCUACGCACACAAGGGGCUGACUUGACAGUAGUUAGCCUGUACCUCCAGUCUUCCUCCGGCUUCGGGUCCCCGGUCAACUCUGACAUCCUUGCAUCUCUGCGCGCAAUUCGUCAAUCUGUGAGGGGCCCAAUCCUGAUAGGUGGAGACUGGAACUCGCCUUUGAAGGAUUUGUUGGACACUGCCAUUUUUCAAAGUUUGUCCCUGGAACCAAUUGGGCCCAACAAAGCCACCUGUGGUGACAAUGAGCUUGAUUUUCUGGCUGUAUCACACUGCCUGGAAGGUUUGCUCCGGGUUGAUGCCUCCUGGGAUGUUCCUUUCAAGCCACAUGCAGCAAUCCAAGUUGCCCUCAAUGUGGGCGCUUUCCAGCUCACCACUCCACAGCUUCCCUCCUUUGUGCUCUCCUUCAGGGAAGAACCGCUUGAUUAUAUACAGGUUGAGGAGACCCUCGCCUCUUUGCCGGAUACCACCUUUUCGGCUGACCCCCUGAGCAAUCGACUGGCUUCCAUUUCCAGUUCGGUGGAGCACAGUCUUUUGCAAUCGUCCCAGGGUAUUGGUCGCCAACUCCAAGUUGAAUUCCUCCCAGCUGUUCCUCGCAUGUCCCAGUUCGCAUGGGAAGGUUCUUGCCAGGCUUUUUGGCACCGGGUACAAUUUCUGUGCCAGGGAGACCACCCCAAACGUCGAGAGCAAUGCCAGGAGUAUUUGCCGCAGAUCCUGGACCACUGGCAGGGCAACUCGGAGGAGGCUGUUUCUUUUCUUUCUACGCUCCAGGCCUGUCUCUCGGAGCAGGCUGCUGUUCCCGAGCCCGUCCAGCAAUUAUUGCAGGAGCAAUUUCUGCUGGCCUCUAAAGUUCACCAGGAUGCCCAGACCAAGUCGUACAGGUCGUGGUUGCAGGGAGCCCAAGAAAAAGGGAUGGCCCCCCUUUUCAAGACGAUCAAAAAAGGUGAAAUCACCACUGCACGUCCCUUUCGGGAUCUGUCCGCAGAGGUCCGCGCCCUGGCUAGAACCAAACUAUGGCUCCGCACUUGGAAAGGCGUACUUAGAGUUGAGGACCUUCCUCCUCUUCCACACGCAGAGCAACAGGCUCGCGGAAAGCUACGGGAACUGGCUGCUCAGCAGGUCGCUACCCUGAGCCCCAUUUCCCCGGAACAGCUGCAACAAAGGUUUUCCAAAGGCAGGGUCACUGCCCCAGGACCGGACGGCUGGAGCAAGUCCCUUCUCAAGAAAUUGACUUGGCCAAUGCUUCAGGACAUCGCUGAAUUUUAUCAGGAGCUCGAAAGAGGCCUCCGAGUCCCGCAGCAGUUUCUCCUGACACAAGUUUGUAUGCUGCCCAAAUCGGCUACUGCUGAGAGACCUAUCUCUUUAACUCACGUUUUGUGGAGGGACUACUGCAGAGCCAGGUGGUCCCUGAUCCAAGAGUGGACGGUCUCCUACCAGGCCCUGGCUCCUUGGGAUGCCGCAGUGCCAGGUCGAACAUCUUUAGACAUCGGCAUCCGCCGGUUGCUGUGGGCCGAAGCCUCCCGAACUCAGUCCAAACACUUUGUAGGACUCUUUCUUGAUAUCAAAGGUUUCUAUGAUUGUGUAGUUUGGGCCUCGGUAGUCGACACCGGACUCCUGUUGCAGUUCCCACCUUUGCUUUUGGAGCUUUCGGCAUUACUCUGUUAG